AUGGCCCUGCUGCUCCUGCUGGCCAGCGCCCUGGUCUGGGACCCUGGCUGCCCAAGGUGGGGAGAGGUGGCAGGCAGCCUGGUCCUGCAGGCCCCACGGCCCCUGGGUGCGGCCCCAAACCGUGAUACCGCGGCUACCGAGGGCCAUCCCAGCGUCCCUGCCAUUGUCCCUCAAAGAGGGUGUCCUCUGCUCUUCUGCCCAGCCUGUGGUGACAGCAGCAGGCCCUCCACAGAGGUGCAGCAGUGUCCCCGCUACACGGCCCUCCCGGAGGGGGCCUCGGUCAACAUCACCUGCUGCACCAGUGGGCCCCUGCAAGGGAUCUACCUGAGGCGAAGCUGGCCGCAGACCACAAACGUGAUCUACUACGAAGACAACAGACCAUCCACUGUCGACCAGCAGUUCCAGGGCCGAGUCCACCUCUCAGGGACUCAGGACAACCUGACCAUCACCAUGCACCGCCUGCAGCGGGCGGACCUCGGGCACCUACACCUGCGAGGCUGUGCUGGAUGCCACGUCCUGGGCCCCGGCACCAUGCUCAUGAAAAAAACAGCCCAGGUAGUGCACAGGUGCCAGGAGCCUCUGCCGACGUCCCUCGCCCUCCCCCAUUGCCCUGGCUGUGGGCUUCUUCCUCAUGGGCUGGGCCUGGGGGUGCUGUGCACCCUGAGAAGGACGCAGAUCAAGGGAAUGUGCACCUCGAGGGAUAAGAGCUCGGCCAGCGUGGUGUAUGAGGACAUGUCCUACAGCCGCUGCAACACCCUGUCCACCCCCAACCAGUACCAGUGAGCCCACCAGGCCCUCAGUGCCCCUCUGCCCGCUGUGCCAGUCCCUGCCUCAGACCCUGCUGACCUGCUGGCCCAGGGCAUGGUGCUUCUUCUCCGUGGAUGGGGCACCUCACCCAGGAAGCCUCCCUGCCCAGCUCCCAGGCCCUCGAGGGCCUCUGAUCAUGCUGCCCCCAGGGACACACUGCGGCAGUCCCCGCUGCCCUUCCUGGCCGGCAGCCGAGGGGGGCUUGCUCUGUUGGUUACUUAGGUGUGUGGCAGGUCCAGAGCCCCUGGAGCAACCUGGCAAAGGGCGCAGGGGUAGGUCCCCCACUCAGCCUUGCCAGGAUAUAAGUGCAGA
Molecule: messenger RNA, 1119 nt
Organism: Sciurus carolinensis (gray squirrel)
Lineage: Eukaryota; Metazoa; Chordata; Mammalia; Rodentia; Sciuridae
Gene: Cd7
Product: CD7 molecule
Biological process (GO): adaptive immune response
Cellular component (GO): membrane
Molecular function (GO): signaling receptor activity
Source: RefSeq, a predicted model, not a curated record